Molecule: messenger RNA, 783 nt
Organism: Aphanomyces astaci
Lineage: Eukaryota; Oomycota; Saprolegniomycetes; Saprolegniales; Verrucalvaceae
Exons: 1
Coding region: 1-783 (260 amino acids)
Source: RefSeq, a predicted model, not a curated record
AUGGUCGUGGUAGGAGAGUCCUCCUUGGCCGUGUUUGUCGUGCACGACCUCAUGCUGCUGGGCUCCAGCCACGUGUACGCGUACGGGCCAUUGGGCAACAUGGUGGCUUGGGCGGUCUUGGUUUGCACGGAUAUCGUAGCUCCGUACAAGGUGUCGGCGGACAUCUCGCUCGAGUGCGUCGCGACCGUCGAGGGCCAAGCGUGCACUGUGGGCACCAUUCACCUGGGCAGCCAGGAACGGGCGUGGGCGGUUGUAGCCACGUUUGUCUCGUGCACUAUAGCCAGUGUGUGCGUUGUGAACGUGUGGAACCGGCUUCGACAGAACCCCGUAGCGCCUCGGCCGACCGCGACGCUGCUGCUGCCGUCGUCGGUGGAAGCGUUUCUGGACGUCCCGCUGCAAAUGAAAGCGUUCAUCCAGACCAUGGACACGAUGACGUGUGUGUUGGCGGGGCUGUUUCCCCUGGCAAAGGAAGGCCACACGUUCCUCUUUGACGUCAAGUCGUGGCGGUUUGUGCCUUGUGAAAUGAUCGCGCACUUGAUUCACGUUCACAGUCCGACGUUCACGCCCGUCAAUGCAACGCACGCGGACCAUACUUCUACCAACGCCAUCAACAACGUUCAUGCUGUUCCAGACGUAGUUGCACACGAACGCGGACCGACGACCAAGCAACGCCUCAGGACCUUUAAAGUCGGAGUAAGUGUCUUGUACAUGAUCGGCACGGUCGCAACCAGCAUGACGUUUGUCCAGUACGCCAACGAAAGCACAGGGACAGUUGAAGUUUGA